Gorilla gorilla gorilla (western lowland gorilla) is the source of this 2141-nucleotide messenger RNA. RefSeq names its product fibroblast growth factor 8 (gene FGF8). Gene Ontology annotation, molecular function: growth factor activity. The record is from RefSeq and is a predicted model, not a curated record. The transcript has 6 exons. Lineage: Eukaryota; Metazoa; Chordata; Mammalia; Primates; Hominidae. Bases 850 to 1584 code for a protein of 244 amino acids.
CCGACAGGAGGGGGCACGCGGCCGAAACAGGGGAGCGGGGUCCGGGUGGCACCGGCACGCACUGCGCGAGGGCCGGGUGCGCAGCCAUUCGCUGCACGGUUAGCGGCCGCUCCCAGGGGCCCGGCGGGACACACAGUAGGUGGCUCGGAGACCACUGCGUAGCCGGCGGCGGAAGCGGCUGGGCCCGGAGGCGGAGACCCAGACCCGCCAGACUCGGGCGCUCCAGGCGGUCGGGGAAGCCCAGGCUCGGGGUCUCCCGGCCCGCAGAGCUUGCAGCCCUAGGCGCCCCCAUCCCCGCGCGUCCGGGCCCGGGGAGCGCGCGAGGGGACAGGCCGGGGAUAGGGGGAGGCGCCCAGACCAGCCGCCCCCGCCCCUCCCGCGGGUCCCCAGACCCCUCCCCUAGCCCAGACCCUCAAUCCCGAACCCGUCGGCCGCCCCGCCCCGGCCGCCCCGCCCCCGCCCCGGGCUGCAUCCAGGCCCCAGUUCCCAGCCGGGGGCUGCGGGCUCCCGCCGCCCGCCCCGCGCUCCCCCCUCGCGCCCGGUGCGGCGCCCCCCGCCCCCACCCCUCCCCGCCCUCCCACCUCCCCACCCACCCCGCCAGCCCGUGACCCUCCCGCCCGCUCCGGCUCCCGAGCAGCCAGCGGCCACCGGCUCCGGCAGCGGCGCACAGCGAUUCGGUGCGGCGCGGCGAGCACGACGUUCCACGGGACCCGCGGAGCCGCGUCGUAAUCGCCACCGGCCUCCCGCACCCGCACCCUCUCCGCUCGCGCCCUGCUCAGCGCGUCCUCCCGCGGCGGCCCGCGGGACGGCGUGACCCGCCGGGCUCUCGGUGCCCCGGGGCCGCGCGCCAUGGGCAGCCCCCGCUCCGCGCUGAGCUGCCUGCUGUUGCACUUGCUGGUCCUCUGCCUCCAAGCCCAGGAAGGCCCGGGCAGGGGCCCUGCGCUGGGCAGGGAGCUCGCUUCCCUGUUCCGGGCUGGCCGGGAGCCCCAGGGUGUCUCCCAACAGGUAACUGUUCAGUCCUCACCUAAUUUUACACAGCAUGUGAGGGAGCAGAGCCUGGUGACGGAUCAGCUCAGCCGCCGCCUCAUCCGGACCUACCAACUCUACAGCCGCACCAGCGGGAAGCACGUGCAGGUCCUGGCCAACAAGCGCAUCAACGCCAUGGCAGAGGACGGCGACCCCUUCGCAAAGCUCAUCGUGGAGACGGACACCUUUGGAAGCAGAGUUCGAGUCCGAGGAGCCGAGACGGGCCUCUACAUCUGCAUGAACAAGAAGGGGAAGCUGAUCGCCAAGAGCAACGGCAAAGGCAAGGACUGCGUCUUCACGGAGAUUGUGCUGGAGAACAACUACACAGCGCUGCAGAAUGCCAAGUACGAGGGCUGGUACAUGGCCUUCACCCGCAAGGGCCGGCCCCGCAAGGGCUCCAAGACGCGGCAGCACCAGCGUGAGGUCCACUUCAUGAAGCGGCUGCCCCGGGGCCACCACACCACCGAGCAGAGCCUGCGCUUCGAGUUCCUCAACUACCCGCCCUUCACGCGCAGCCUGCGCGGCAGCCAGAGGACUUGGGCCCCCGAGCCCCGAUAGGUGCUGCCUGGCCCUCCCCACAAUGCCAGACCGCAGAGAGGCUCAUCCUGUAGGGCACCCAAAACUCAAGCAAGAUGAGCUGUGCGCUGUUCUGCAGGCUGGGGAGGUGCUGGGGGAGCCCUGGAUUCCGGUUGUUGAUAUUGUUUGCUGUUGGGUUUUUGCUGUUUUUUUUUUUUUUUUUUUUAAACAAAAGAGAGGCUCUAUUUUUGUAUUCCACUUGGCUGUGGUGUCUGUCUUCUUAACUCUCAGAAAGCUCCAUUAGUGGCCUAGACUGGGAUUCCGGCUGGGGGUUUGCGGGGGUGGGGGGCUUUCUCUAGCCUGUGCUGCUGAGGCCCCAGUACCUCCAGGGCCAGUUGGCUGGGCAGCCAGGGACUCUGCUGCACCCCCAGGUGGGGCAGGGAGGAAAGGACUGUGACAUAGGGCAGUCCUCUUAGAAGUGGGUAUCAGACUGGUGGCUAUUAAAUGAUUGAAAUAUUUAUUUAACUUGCAUAUUAAAAAUGUGUGCUGGAGAGUGAGUCCUGCCGGGGUCAGCCCCUCCCUCCAACCUUGCCCCAGCU